Messenger RNA from Aspergillus affinis, 7527 nucleotides. RefSeq names its product non-reducing polyketide synthase pyr2 (gene pyr2). The coding region runs from base 1 to 7527 and encodes 2508 amino acids. Gene Ontology annotation, biological process: fatty acid biosynthetic process; secondary metabolite biosynthetic process. NCBI's taxonomy places the organism in Eukaryota, Fungi, Ascomycota, Eurotiomycetes, Eurotiales, Aspergillaceae. The transcript has 2 exons. Gene Ontology annotation, molecular function: phosphopantetheine binding; fatty acid synthase activity; 3-oxoacyl-[acyl-carrier-protein] synthase activity. The record is from RefSeq and is a predicted model, not a curated record.
AUGACACCAGCCGAACCAAUCGCCAUCAUCGGUAGUGGUUGCCGAUUCCCUGGCUCGGCAUCCUCACCUUCCCGACUAUGGGAUCUCCUCCGAGAGCCACGUAACGUGGCAUCCAAACCCCCAGCGGAUCGCUACAACGGAGAUACCUUCCACUAUGGCGGGAAAAAAAGUUUACCACCUGGAAUGAUCAGUUCUCCAGAGUCUUAUUUCCUGGAGGAAGAUGUUCGUGCAUUUGACGCGCCCUUUUUCAACAUCUCGCCGGCCGAGGCGGCAUCGAUGGAUCCUCAGCAACGGCUACUAUUAGAAGUUGUAUACGAAUCACUUGACCGAGCCGGGCUGCAGCUGAAACGUCUGCAAGGCUCGUCAACCGGCGUGUACUGCGGUGCUAUGAACUACGAUUACAGCCAGCUGCUUCUAUCAGACCAAGAUAGCGUGCCUCCAUUUAUGAUCUCGGGUGGUGCCCCGUCCAUGCUAGCGACGCGUAUCUCUUACUAUUUCGACUGGAAGGGGCCUUCUCUCGUUCUGGAUACGGCCUGCUCUUCGAGUUUGAUUGCUUUGCAUUUAGCCGUGCAAGCCCUACAGAAGGGAGAUUGCUCAAUGGCGGUUGCUGCUGGAAGCAGCUUGAUUCUGUCCGUCGAUGGCUACGUUUCCUCGUCCCAGGCGAAUAUGAUGUCGCCCUCGGGACGCAGUCAUAUGUGGGACGAGGCGGCGGAUGGAUACGCUCGUGGCGAAGGCGUGGCCGCAGUGAUACUCAAACGCCUGGACGAUGCCGUGCGAGACGGUGAUCAGAUCGACGCCGUGAUUCGGGCCACGGGAGUCAACUGUGACGGACGCACCAAGUCCCUUACGAUGCCUAACGGACUGGCCCAGGGUGAACUCAUCAGCUCUACCUAUGCUGCUGCUGGGCUCGACCCUCUAAGUCCCGCCGACCGGUGCCAAUUCUUCGAGGCCCACGGAACAGGUACUCCCGCGGGUGAUCCGCAGGAGGCGGAGGGCAUCGCGAAUGCAUUCUUCAACAAAGAUUCACCGAGAGACGAGACGAUGUACGUCGGCUCGAUAAAAACGGUGAUUGGUCAUACUGAAGCUGCGGCCGGCAUUGCUGGUAUCAUGAAAGCCGCACUGGCCGUUCAGCAUGGCGUCAUUCCUCCGAAUAUGCUCUUUAAUCGACUAAGCGCUAAGGUUGCACCGUUUGCCGAUCACCUCAGGGUUCCGACGAAGGCGCUCCCCUGGCCUGAUCUUCCGGUCGGAGCUCCUCGACGAGUGUCGGUUAACUCGUUCGGCUUUGGAGGUGCUAAUGCCCACGCCAUUGUUGAGAGCUAUACUCCUUAUAAUGCUGUUUCGUCAUUACCCGACGCGACUGCCACCACUGCAUUCCUUCCCUUCGUGUUUUCCGCUGCGUCCGAAAAAUCGCUCAAGGCUGUGCUGCAGCAGUAUGUCAGCUGGCUGGAGGAAAACCCGACCGUCGAUUUGUCGGAUUUGGCCAAUUCCCUCUUGACCAAGCGAUCGAUUCUCAACAUUCGGGCCGUUUUCACUGCGGGAACAGUGGAAGAGUUGCUUGAGAAACUCAAUGAUGAAUUGAAAGAAUCACAGACAACAAUCACCCGACGUCUUAGCCCUGGACCGAAGAAGAUCUUGGGUGUUUUCACUGGACAAGGCGCGCAAUGGCCGCGUAUGGGAAUCGAUGUCAUUGAAGAAUGCCCCCAGGCUGCUGUGUGGCUGCAGGGACUCCAGAAAUCCCUCGACAGCUUACCUCUUGAAUAUCGACCAAAGUAUACAUUGCGUGAUGAGCUGGCUGCCCCCGAAUCUUCCUCUCGCCUCAAUUCUGCCGAGAUCUCCCAGCCUGUCCGAACUGCUCUGCAGAUAAUCCAGGUGAACAUUCUACGGUCGCUUGGUAUUGAAUUCGCUGCAGUUGUCGGGCACUCAUCGGGCGAAAUUGCCGCUGCCUAUGCGGCGGGAUGGCUUUCGGCGUCGGACGCUAUUCGCGUUGCCUACCUUCGUGGACUGGCGACGAUGAACGCAGGUUCGAAGGGACAGCCCGGAGGCAUGCUUGCUGUCAACAUAUCCUGGGACCAGGCGCAGGCUAUCUGCGGCGAAGCACCAUAUAGUGGUCACGUCGUUGUCGCAGCUUCCAAUUCUCCGUCUAACGUGACGCUCUCGGGAGACGAAGACCUGAUCUCCGAGCUGGAAUGGCUUUUCGAGAGCCUUGAACAGACUCCUCGCCGCCUGCGCGUCGACACAGCAUACCAUUCCCACCAUAUGAUUCCAUGUGCGGAGCCGUACUUGCAAGCCAUGAAGGCCUGUCAGGUUCAGACCCGCCAGGGCUCGUCGACAACGAAGUGGUUCUCCAGCGUCCACGAUGCGGCGGAAAUGACCGCCCUCGAGCCUAAGUACUGGUGCGAGAAUAUGCUUCAAUCAGUGCAAUUCUCGCAAGCCUUGACAGCGGCUCUGAAAGACCAACCAGAUCUUGAUGCGAUCGUGGAAGUUGGACCCCAUCCUGCCCUCCGAGGACCUGCGCUUCAGACCGUAUCGACAAUCAAGCCUAACGAUGCCGACGUGCCAUACGUUGGGCUCGGUAAGCGCGGAACCACUGGUAUCGAAGCCAUAGCACUUGCACUAGGAUCUUUCUGGGCGCAUCUUGGACCAGAAAACAUUGACACUAGCUCUUUCGUCCGGCUCUUUUCACUUUCGCGGGAGCUGAAAUUCCUUCCAUCGCUUCCAACGUAUCACUUUGAUCAUGGCCAGACAUACUGGGCUGUGUCGCAUCAUGCUAGUGCACGCACUCAUCGGUGCCUACCUCGUCACCCCAUCCUAGGCACUACGAGUCCUGAAACGGGAGAAGGGGAAUGGCGCUGGCGGAACUACCUGCGUGUCCAGGAUCUAGAAUGGAUUGAGGGCCACAAGGUCGAGUCUCAGAUCCUUUUCCCAGCGACGGGCUAUCUUGUUAUGGCAUACGAGGCAGCUCAUAUAAUUGCUAAGGAUCGAGUAUUACAGUCUGUGGACAUUCAUGAUCUAGCUAUCGAUCGGGCAAUCGCCGUUCCAGAUACUAGCAUGGGCGUGGAAACGCUGUUCACACUCUACAAAACCGACGGCGAGGAUGAUAACAUUUUAACCGCUUUGUUCGCCUGUCAAGCACGGUUUAACGAUGCGUUCCGCUGCUGUGCCACCGGCCGUCUGGAGAUCAGAUUCGGCGAGCAGGACGAGGCCCUGUUGCCAGCUCUUGGCCCUCUUGUUGGUGGGCUGCAGAAGAUUGACUCGGAGCAUUUCUACGGAGAGCUUGACAAGCUUGGAUAUGGCUAUUCGGGACUAUUCCGCGGACUUGGGUUCAUUCAACGCCGUAAGGACAUUGCCUACGGUACUAUCCCCGUCCCCAGUACAGAAGAAGAUGACUCGAAUCUGCUGGUCCAUCCUGCCAAUCUUGAUACCAGCCUUCAGGCGCUGAUGGCUGCUUUCGCGUAUCCUGGUGACGGUCAACUGUCCGGCCUGUUCCUUCCAACUCACUUGGCACGCACCUCGAUCAACCCGGGCCUUUCCCGUGGUGGGAGUCUGCAUGUUCCUCAGAAGCAUCUUACCGUUGAGGCCAAGCUGUCGGAUGUUGGCAAGACUGGGCUAACCGGUGAUAUCCAUCUUUUCGAUUCUGAUGGCAGAGGUUUCGUACAAAUUGAGGGUAUGCACAUCUCGCCACUCACCCAGCUCAACCCAGAAGAAUGGCCGAUGUUCGUUGAGGAAGUCUGGGGUCCCCUGCUGCCGACAACCUCGCUGGCAAGCUUCAAUAAGUCGACCACGCCACGGAAUCACGCCUCUCUUGAUCUCUGUGACCGCCUCGCGCUUCUCUAUCUUCGUGAUGCUCAAGCCCAGUUGACUAGCGAAGAUCGUCAACAGCUCGACGACCAUCGGGCACGGUAUGUGGCAUGGAUGGAUCAAGUCCUUGCAUCCGUUCGCGGAGGCACGCAUCCAAACUACUCGCCUAACCACCUGGAAGGAGAUGCAGCCUCUAUUCUCGGUCGCGAUAUUCAGCGUGCCAAGCCCGUUGAGAUCUUGACCUUGGAAAAAGUCAACGAGAAUCUUGUUCCUUGGUUGCGAGGCGAAGUAGAUCUCAUGGGAGAGCUUCAGCGCCAGGGUGACCUCCUCGCCAGAUUCCAGCAAGAGUCUAGCUCCCUGGCUACCAUGAAGCAGAAUCUUGCGACUCUUGUCGGCCAGCUCGCUUUCCGGUACCCUCGCAUGAAGAUCCUCGAGGUUGGAGCUGGUACAGGCGCAGCCACCCGCUUAGUCCUGGACCAGGUUGCCCGGGACUAUCAUUCGUACACGUACACUGACAUGACGUCCGCCUCAUUCGAAGAGGUCCAGGAGACAUUUGGCGCCCACAGCGAUCGCUUUAUCUAUGAGACCCUCGAUCUGGAAAAAGAUGUUUCGGAACAAGACUUCUCAGAGAAUUCAUAUGAUCUUGUCAUUGCCAGCAAUGUUGUGCAUGCGACAAGUUCAUUCAGCGCAAGCAUGUCCCGUAUCCGACGUUUGCUGAAGCCCGGUGGCCGUGUGGCCAUCAUUGACAUGACCCAUCCGGAGCAGAUUACUUCUCCGCUUAUCUUUGGUGGUCUUGAGGCUUGGUGGCGUGGUGACUCUGAUGCUCAACCAUCAGGUCCUCUGGUUUCCCGGGACAACUGGGACCAGAUCCUGAAGUCCAAUGGCUUUGGAGGAUUUGAGGCCGUCUCGUCGGUAGAGGAAUCUAAGCGCUUUGGCAUGUUUGUGUUCACUGCCCAGGCUGUCGACGAUCAUAUUCAACGAUUGCAACAACCUCUCGCGGUUCCCGCUAAGCGACAAUAUCGCGAUCUUGUCAUAAUCGGCGGAGCGACCGAGACCACCGCAAAGCUGCUUCCUGUAGUCCAAGAGGUGGUAGGCCCUUACUUUGCCAGGAUCACCGCCGCAAGCACUCUUGAAAACUUUGUUCCUCCUGAGAAUGCCUCCCUGGCUGCUGUUCUCGCCGUCUCUGAUAUUGAUCGUCCCUGUCUGCAGGACCUCACUGCAGAUAGGUUCACAGCCCUGCAGCAACUUGUCGGAGUAACAGGAAAGCUACUGUGGGUGGCCACCGGCAAUCCAACCGAGGAGCCGUACCUGCGCAUGAGCAAGGGUUUCCUGCGCUCUGUUAGUUUGGAGAAUCCUCAUGCUCAGUUCCAGCAUCUCGCCGUGCAAGACUCAAGUGCUUUGUCGCCGGAUCUGGUCGCAACUACUUUGAUGCGAUUGGUGCAUUGUGACGCUGGAAGCGAUUACACUCUUCCGAACUGCACCGAGAAUGCAGAAUGGGAGCUCUUACUGGAAAAAGGAGUGUUGAAGAUCCCUCGCAUGCGGACUGGCCGUGACAUGAACCAGCGAUGGCUCACAAGUCGCGGAGUCCCGAAUACCCGUCAUGUGGAGCCUAGUGAGACGUGUGUUGAGGUGCGUCCAGCUGAUGAUGCGGUCGAGGGGUCGCCAUUGUCAUUGAUAUCCUCAUUUGGUGCGACACGCUAUGAUCCUAAGGUCGAAACUCAAGGAUUGAAGGAAACCACCGUUCGCAUCCGAGUUCACUAUGCCACUCUUCCUGCUGUACGGGCUGGAAGUGGUUUCUUGCAUCUUAUUCUAGGUGAAAACGAGCAAACCCGGACUCGUGUUGUCGCCUUGUCAGUGCACCACGCCUCCGUUGUUUCGACUCCUGCCUCAUGGUGUCGCCCAGUUCCUAGCUGGCUACCUGAGAAAUAUGAAGCUGGAUUCUUGAACGAUCUCAGUUCGGCCCUGGUUGCCAGGCAUUUGGUUAGUCAAGCGAAGACAGAGUCCACUAUUUUGAUCCACGAAGCUCCUCAGGCGCUCCAGGACGCAGUCUGUGCGAUGGCCUACUGCCAUGGCAUCAGGGUUCGCUACAGUACCGGCAAUCGACAAGCCAGUCAAGGUCCUGGAGCGUUAGUUAUCUCUCCUCGAAGCUCAGUUCGCGCUAUCAGUCGUCUUCUUCCCACGGGUGUGUCAGUGCUCGCUUCCUUCAAGCCUGAUACUGAUGGGUCGCUGGCCCGCUUGCAGUCCUCACUGUCACCGGAGGCGACAUACUGGGGUUUGAAGGACUUGUACGGAACCUCAUUCGCUCCUGCAGCCAAGCAACAGCCCAUCUUGGAGGAUGCUCUGGCAGCGAGCAGCCUCUUCGCCGAACAGCGCAGCCGAUUUGAGACUGCCGUUGACACACUGACCCCUGAGGAUAUCCCAACAUAUCCCGUUUCCAGCCACAAGUUGGAGAUCAUUGAUUGGCUUCACUCUGGCCCGGUCUCAACGAACAGUGUCCCAUCUAGUUCGCUGGUCACUCUGAGUAGCGAAAAGACUUUCUUGCUGGUCGGUAUGACUGGUGACCUGGGUCGCUCAGUCACCCAGUGGAUGAUCACCCGCGGAGCUCGUACGAUAGUUCUUACCAGUCGUUCUCCGAAGGUGGAUUACGAAUGGGUAGAGGAAAUGGCAGAUCUGGGUGCCCGUGUUGAGUUCAUGGCUAUGGACGUAUCAAACCGCGCCUCGGUCCUCAGAGUCCACAACCACAUCAAGUCUGAGUUGCCACCCGUCGGUGGAGUGAUCAAUGGCGCAGUCGUUAUGCGUGACGCCGCAUUCACUGAUCUGUCAUAUACCGACGUCCUCCGGGUGUUCGGCCCCAAAGUCGAAGGCAGCCGCAUCCUCGACGAGUUGUACCAAGACUCCGACCUGGAUUUCUUCAUUCUAAUGGGCUCAUUCUCCGGACCGAACGGUAACUUUCACCAAACCGCCUACGCUGCUGCCAACGAGUUCAUGGCCGCGCUGAUCAACCAGCGCCGUCGCCGGGGCCAAGUCGGCAGUAUCAUCCACCCUGCGCAGAUUCAAGGUCUGGGUCUUAUUCUCGCCAUGAACGCACACAUGAAGAACGUGCUCGCUCAACAACUCGGUCCCAUGGCUCUCUCGGAACGUGAUAUUCUCGAACAUUUCGCAGAGGCCAUCUUAGCCGGACGGCCUGACUCUGGACGUGUGCCUGAGAUUGGCGGCGGAUACCGUAUGACAGACCCAGUCGAGUUCCCUGAUGUUGUCUGGUACCGGAACCCGAAGCUGUGGUCUUUUAUUCGCCACUUUAGAGAGUCUGGCGCCGUUGACACAAAUCGGGAGGAUGUGCCUAUCAAGCAGCAGCUCUUGACUGCUGACGGUUUGCCUGCUGCGGCGGAUAUCAUCGCCGAUGGGUUCCGUGGGACUCUCCGGCGUAAAUUGCAUUUGCCUAGUGAUUCAGCGCUACCGGGAAUCACGCUGUUGACGGAGUUGGGCGUGGACUCGCUGGUUGCAGUUGAUUUGCGAAUUUGGUUUGUCAAGGAGCUGGGUGUGGAUGUGCCGGUGUUGCAGUUGCUUGGAGGGUCUUCGAUUGAUGCGCUGGCUGAGAGUGCCGCUGGAAAGUUGGAUAAGGAGCUGGUGCCACUGAUCAAGACGGAGGAGGUGUCUAAUGGGGUUACAAAUGGUGCUGAGACGAAUGGGGCUCAUAGUAAUGGUGUGCAUGCUAAUGGGCAUUCCUGA